Messenger RNA from Drosophila sechellia, 867 nucleotides. RefSeq lists its product as uncharacterized. The transcript has a single exon. NCBI's taxonomy places the organism in Eukaryota, Metazoa, Arthropoda, Insecta, Diptera, Drosophilidae. The record is from RefSeq and is a predicted model, not a curated record. The coding region runs from base 21 to 788 and encodes 255 amino acids.
CCUUUUUUCGGCUAAAAUAUAUGUACAGACAUUCAUCAAAUGUCAAAUACUGUCAGUUUUAUAAAUUAUUUUAUUUUAGUUUUAUAAUGUCUGGAGCGGAGUCCCUUUUUACUUGGGUGUAUGGACCGGGUGUCACGCGAGGGGGCAGUGUGGUGGGGCAUCACCAGCCCGAGGCCCUGCGACCAGUGCUUUUUCUGUUCUAUACCCUGGAAACCAUCUUCAACAUGUUCUGCAUGGGAUAUCACAUCUCGGGCUUUCAGGCCAUCGAAUUCCAUUUGAUCGAAUGGGAUACAGUUGCUAUUCACUACUUCUACCUCGUGACCUUCUACUUCUUUAUGGUGGUGACCCUGUUGCAGAGCGUCAAUAUAUGCACAGGUAACACACCCGCCGUGGUCACGGAGAUCUGGAAGUCCUCGGGGGCCGCCAUCGUCUUCAUCCUGAUAUCCUUGAGCACGAUGUGGGACGCGGAGCGGCAGUUUUACGUGUUUUUCUUCGCGAGCGAUAUUGGCGAUAAGCAUUCACAUGAAUUUGUGGAAGACCGCCCGAUGCACCCGAUCUUCUACUACCUUCGUGGAAUGUCCGUCUCCUCGCUGACCUGUGGAAUACUCUACCUGCUCCACGCCACUAUCAUGAUCGACGUCAAGCUGACCAAUGACCGGAACCAAGGAGAGAGCAAGGGUACCUACAUGCCCAUACCACUUUUCGUCCUGGGGCGAUUCAUUCACAGGAAACUUAGCGCCUACGAUUGGUUUCGGGAGUUCUGCGAGAACGAGAUCAUUUACUUGUAGCCGGACUCCCGAAACUUUUAUUCAAUGAUUCAAAUUUAUUCAAAUUGCAGUUUCACAUUUUGUAAUAUGGCACUUUCCA